Molecule: messenger RNA, 300 nt
Organism: Rotaria sordida
Lineage: Eukaryota; Metazoa; Rotifera; Eurotatoria; Philodinida; Philodinidae
Source: the annotation of a GenBank genome assembly
AUGUUUUCCUCACAUCAUCAUCAUCGAACAUCGAGUACACGUCCAACAAGACCUAUACAAAUAGUUGUACCAUUACAUACACAUCGAUCAGCAAGUGUUCCACAUCGACAAUUUAUUAUUAUUCUAACAAAUAAUCCUGAAUUAUUACGUCAAACUCGAAUAUUUCAACCACAGAAAAAUAUACAAACAACUACAGUUUCAGCACAUAAUAGUGCUACAAAUAAUGCAGCAGUAAAUAGCAAUAAUAAUAAUAGUAGCAAUAAUCGUGAACAAAUACUCAAUAAUCUCUUACGAGUCUAA